GUUCCGCCAAUGACUGGCACCAUGGCUGACAUUAGUUUAUCUUUGCAACAAAUUCAACUCAGUUUACAAACUUUAGCCAACCAGCAACAAAAUUUAAAUCAAAGAUUAACUAAUUUAGAAAAUGGUGCGGUGCAACAAUUAACUAACUUAACCAACCAAUUUAACUCCUUAAGACUAACUCAUACCAAAGAACAAAAAAGAAUCGAGUAUGGCAAUCCUCAAAACCACCCUUCUUCUCAUUUAGAGGAAGAAAACCAAGAAUAUUAA
Molecule: messenger RNA, 267 nt
Organism: Ambispora leptoticha
Lineage: Eukaryota; Fungi; Glomeromycota; Glomeromycetes; Archaeosporales; Ambisporaceae
Source: the annotation of a GenBank genome assembly